Haplochromis burtoni (Burton's mouthbrooder) is the source of this 3326-nucleotide messenger RNA. RefSeq names its product cationic amino acid transporter 2 family protein. Gene Ontology annotation, biological process: amino acid transport; transmembrane transport. The coding region runs from base 307 to 2310 and encodes 667 amino acids. Lineage: Eukaryota; Metazoa; Chordata; Actinopteri; Cichliformes; Cichlidae. Gene Ontology annotation, cellular component: plasma membrane. The transcript is spliced from 12 exons. The record is from RefSeq and is a predicted model, not a curated record. Gene Ontology annotation, molecular function: amino acid transmembrane transporter activity.
GAUUUGAAGCGAAAAUAAAUUAUAAAGUGAAUUAAUAAAUUCACCAGCACGUCUUUAUGACCGAAUGUAUGAAUCAGUAAGAGCAAUUCAUCAUUAAGGUUUCAAUAGCUUUUUUUUAUAGCAUUCAGUUUAAUUCAAAUGUAAAAACAUGUUUAGUAUAAGUGUCAUCUACGCACAAAAAACAGCUAAAAUAAGUUUUUUCCCACUUGCUCCCACCUUUAUAAAGUCUUGAUAUGUGAGUGCUCACACAAAUCAUUCUGAUCCUCUCUUUUUCAGAAAUGGCACAUAAGUCUGAAAUGUAACAUAAUGUGUAAAAAAAUGUUGGGCUGUGAAAAGUUCACGGUGAAUGAAUUUAUUCUCAUACACAGUGUAGUGUGGAGUGGGACAGAUCAAAACAGACUCACACAGAGUUUAGCUAGAAAGAUGUCCGGUGCAAAGGUGCUGCAGUUUCUGCAGAAUAUUUCACGUAGAAAACCUCUGGAGCCUGAAGGUGAAGUGUCCAACUUUCGCCGGUGUCUGACUACCCUUGAUUUGGUGGCUCUUGGGGUCGGCAGCACACUGGGGGCCGGUGUGUAUGUGCUUUCAGGAGAAGUGGCCAGAGCUGUGGCCGGGCCUAGUAUCAUAAUCUCCUUCCUGAUAGCAGCAGUGGCCUCCAUCUUUGCAGGACUGUGUUAUGCUGAAUUUGGAGCUCGUGUUCCCAAAACUGGCUCUGCUUAUCUCUAUAGCUACGUGACUGUGGGUGAGAUAUGGGCUUUUGCCACGGGCUGGAACCUCCUGCUGUCUUAUGUCAUAGGGACAUCAAGUGUAGCCAGAGCCUGGAGUGGGACCUUUGAUGAUCUCAUUGGAAAUGUCAUUGCCAACUCUUUAGGCAAACAGGUUGCAAUGGAUUUACCUGGAUUGGCUCCCUAUCCAGACUUCUUUGCAGCAGGUAUCAUUAUGCUCUUGGCAGGGAUUCUUGCAUUUGGUGUUAAAGAAUCGGCCACUGUAAAUAAAGUUUUUACAGCCGUUAACAUCCUGGUGUUGCUCUUUGUUAUCCUCUCUGGAUUCAUAAAGGGGGACAUCAACAACUGGUACAGAUAUGAAGACACCCUUCCAAACCAAUCCGAGAACUAUACGACCCUGAAUAAAACCACCACAUAUGGCAGCGGAGGAUUUUUCCCUUUUGGUUUUGAGGGGACAUUAGCAGGAGCAGCCACUUGCUUUUAUGCAUUUGUUGGAUUUGACUGCAUUGCAACAACAGGAGAGGAGGUUCAGAACCCUCAGAAGUCAAUCCCACUCGGGAUUGUGGCGUCCCUCCUUAUCUGCUUCUUGGCUUAUUUUGGUGUGUCUGCCACCCUGACUCUUUUGAUGCCAUACUAUUUGCUCAGCGUUCACAGCCCACUGCCUGUGGCCUUUACAUACAUCGGUUGGGGCCCUGCAAAGUAUGCAGUUGCUGUGGGAUCACUCUGUGCGCUCUCAACAAGCCUUCUAGGAUCAAUGUUCCCGAUGCCUCGUGUUCUCUUUGCCAUGGCCCGGGAUGGACUGCUCUUCAGACCUCUCAGUAACAUGAGUGACAGACAAAGUCCUGUCAUUGCUACACUGGCUUCAGGGGUUGUAGCAGCUAUCAUGGCUUUAUUGUUUGACCUGAAGUCGUUGGUUGACAUGAUGUCGAUUGGAACCCUGUUUGCCUACACACUUGUUGCCAUUUGCAUUCUCAUAUUAAGGUAUCAAACUGACCUCAGUGAUGAUUCUAGUCUAAGCAAAGCAGAACCUUUUACCAUUGGAGGGAUAUUAUGUCCUCCAUACCAAGCCACUACAAGGACAUCAAAAAAUGUGUCCCUUUUAACUUUUGUUAUUAGUGAGUCAUCAUCUUUCUGUUGUACUGUACUUUUUAUUGAUUUAUUCUCCUCAGUCUUUUUAGCAGUUGUUCUCAGCGUCUUCGUAUCUGAGGCUGUAGAUUACCUGCAAGCCCUGGAGUGGUGGAGCAUACUUUGUCUUUCUGUGAUAGUAGCAAUGAUUUUUCUAAUCAUCCUCAUCGUCUGGAGGCAACCGCAGAAUACAGCAGAAGCUGCUUUCAUGGUUCCUUUUGUCCCAUUACUUCCUAUUUUUAGUACCUUUGUCAAUGUCCAUCUAAUGGCUCAGCUUGGAUCAGACACUUGGAUCCGCUAUACAGUGUGGAUGGGAGUAGGUUUGAUCAUCUACUUUUGUUAUGGUGUUCGCCACAGUGUGCAGAAACAAAGGCUUGAAAAUUCACACGAUCGAGUCAGUAUUCACAGCAUCGCUGCUGCUAUGGAGCAAAGCACGAAACCCGGACAAGACGUAACUGGAUAAAUACAUAGUGUAUUUAAUGACAUAAAUUUUAAAAAGAAUACCUGAUUUGCAUAAAUCUCACAAUGGUGAUUGUCUCAGGAAUUCACAAACUUUUAUUUGGCAGCAUCCAGCAAUGCAAGGCUUUAUGCAAUACUCUGCUUUUAUAUUACUGUUUCUUAUAAGUAUUAAUUAAAGGAAAGAAUGAGGAAGGAUUCAGCAAGUAUUUCAAGUAUAAUCACAUAGUUAUUAGUAUUAUAUAACAAAAAAAACCCCUUAAACAUUUAGCUUAUAUAUUAAAUGGUAGAAAAUCUAAAGAAAUUUGGAUUUUGUGAACAACAGAGUUUAAGAUGACAAUGUUUUUAGUAGAAGCGACCAGAAUGGACAGAAGGACAGCUCAGGUUGAGCCAUUUGGACACAAAGUCAGAGAGCCAAGAUGGCCUGGACAUGUGCAGAAGAGGGAUGGUGGAUACACUGGACAAAAGAUGUUGAAGAUGGAACUUCCAGGGAGGAGGAAAAUAGGAAGACCACAGAGAGGGUUCAUGGAAGGUUCAUGUAGUGAAAUAGGAGGACAGAAAUGUAUGCUAGGGACAGGGUGAGAUGGAGGCAGAUGAUCCCCUAUGCUGAGCCCUGAAGGGGGAUUUUGUGAUCAUCCUGUCACAGUUGUUCAAAAGGAAUUGUACUCACGAUGCCCAUUUCUUUUAUGUGACAGAGUCAUAUUACUCACGAUUCCUUCAUGUUUAAAUGCAAUUCAACUAUUUUAUUUUUCUGUACAGAAUACAUUGUAAUGGCAUGGGUUUAGUUUGUUUGCCUUGUACUUAACUGCCAAUAUAGCCAAUACUGUGUUAUUAAAUGGACUUUAAAGUAAUAAUUUUCUAUUGCCGUAAACAUUUGAUAUGCAUGAAAUUAAAAAGGCAUUAUAAGUUUUGAAUGAGAUACUCUGCACUUUGACUCCUGUCUCCCUAUUUUCAGUUUUUUCUUUCUUACAUACCUUCCCUAUGACAACCUUUGUAAACAUGCCCAUACACAGCCAUGCUGCC